Chaetomium fimeti is the source of this 666-nucleotide messenger RNA. RefSeq lists its product as uncharacterized. The transcript is spliced from 2 exons. NCBI's taxonomy places the organism in Eukaryota, Fungi, Ascomycota, Sordariomycetes, Sordariales, Chaetomiaceae. Bases 1 to 666 code for a protein of 221 amino acids. The record is from RefSeq and is a predicted model, not a curated record.
AUGUCUGACAACACCAACACCAACCCCGACCCCCAACCGCCGCAAACCGCCUUCGGCCCCCCCAACCGCUACGUCACCACCCACGACCCCGCAACCCGCCAGGCCGUCUUCACCACCGCCCUCCCCUCCCCGGUCCUAGGGUCCGGCAUUCCCGGCACGCCCGGCGUAGCCAUCUUCGACGCCUACAAAACCGUGGUCAGCCCCGUCAUCAUCACCAACGAAGCAGACCUCAACGCCAUCAAAUCCCCAUCCCAGCUCCCUCCUCCUUCAGACACCACCACCACCACCACCACCACCACCACCACCACCCCCACCCCCGGCACAGACUCCGAUGCACCAUGGUUCCCCGCCCCGCACCAAACCCUCCUCCGCUACACCGACUGGGCUCCCGGCGCGUCGGCGGAACUGCACCGCACCGAGACGCUGGAUAUGGGGGUGGUGGUGGCGGGGAGCAUGGAGGUGCGGCUGGAUUCCGGGGAGACGAGGAUCCUGAAGGUGGGGGACACCAUCGUGCAGCGGGGCACGAUGCACGCGUGGCGGAAUCCGAGCCAGACGGAGUGGGCGCGGAUGGUGGUGUUUUUGGUGGGGGCGGAGGAGGUGUUGGUUGGGGGGGUGCCCGUGGGGGGGGCGAUGGCCCUAUGCUUCUUCUAUGCGUGCCCUGCCUGA